GGAGGCGGACACACGCAACGCAAGGGGGAGAACCGGGCUGUCCCCGGCUCUGCAAGGCGGCCCGACGCCCGCAGCCCCGGAAGCGCAUCCUCGCCUUGCCUUCCUGUUCCCGGCAGCGCCCGGCUCCGGGCGUCUCUUCGCUGGUCCACUGUCUGCGCCGGCCCUGCCCCAGCCGAGAGCACCUGCGCGGCAGGCCCGCAGCUGGCAGCCUCGCGCCCCUCACACGGCCGCGAGACUCGCAAAUCUUUCUAGGAUCAGUGAGGAAGACUGAAGACCCGCUUGGGCUGGUAAAGCCAUCUGCCAGGCACUACUGCCACCAUGCCCAAGAGAAAGGCAAAAGGAGAUGCUAAAGGUGACAAAGCAAAGGUGAAGGAUGAGCCACAGAGGAGAUCGGCACGGUUGUCUGCUAAACCUGCCCUUCCAAAACCAGAGCCCAGGGCAAAAAAGUCCCCUGCAAAGAAGGGAGGGAAGCUGGCCAAAGGGAGAAAGGGGAAAGCAGAAGGCAACAAAGAUGGGAACAACCCUGCAAAAAACCGAGACGCCUCUACAGUCCAGUCACAGAAAGCAGAAGGUACCGGGGAUGCCAAGUGAAGUAUACUUUUUUGAUAGCUCUGUACUUCUAGUGACUCUACUGUUUGAAAUACUAUUUUUUUUAAAUCAAAUUUUGUAAAAACGUAGAUUUUUUUUUUUUAAGUUAUGUUGUUAGCACACAAGACGCUUUGUUGUUAUCUUUUGUGGAAAAGGCAAAAUAACCACUAAUAACCACUAGUAGAAUGUUUCAGAAGCUGGAUUGAAAUAGGGGAAAACAGAAUUUUCUAUCCUCGUAUUUGAAGAUUAUUCUUGGUUCCUAGGAGAGAUUCUCCGACAUUCACACAUGACAGCCACUAUGGCUCAGAAGCCUUACUGUGUGGGGAAGCAAAACAUCAUGUCUUCUCCUUUCCUGAUGCCAUCAACACGUCCUUGACUUCCUGAAACCAAGAGUCAUGAUGCGGCCUUGGCACCCCUAGAAUCAGCUGCGUCAGGUGACAAUACUCAGGAUUUCUGGUGAUGACACCAAGAUGGUGUUGCUCAAAAGAGCCAGGAUUCCUGUUUUUUUUUUUUUUUCUUUUUGCGGUAUGCGGGCCUCUCACUGUUGUGGCCUCUCCCGUUGCGGAGCACAGGCUCCGGAUGCGCAGGCCCAGCGGCCAUGGCUCACGGGCCCAGCCGCUCCGCGGCAUAUGGGAUCCUCCCAGACCGGGGCACGAACCCGUAUCCCCUGCAUCGGCAGGCGGACUCUUAACCACUGCGCCACCAGGGAGACCCCAGGAUUCCUGUUUGUAGUUUAUGGAUCAUCUCAUUAAUAGUCCUGGAGUUUUUAGUUCCUUUCCUCCAUGUCAGAGGUGACCUGUGAAAAGCUCUUAUAUGCCUCAUGUGAAAUAUUCACCCUUUCUGAAAACUUUUCCUGUUCAUUGCAGCAACAGACUUUGUUGACUUUUUGGAGAGGGGAGUUUGAAAGUUGUAAGAUGUUAUGGAUUGUCACCCAUGUCCUGCUGGAAGUAACUUUUUUUUUUUUUUUUUUUUUUUGCGGUAUGCGGGCCUCUCACUGUUGUGGCCUCCCCCGUUGCGGAGCACAGGCUCCGGACGCGCAGGCUCCGGACGCACAGGCUCAGCGGCCAUGGCUCACGGGCCCAGCCGCUCCGCGGCAUAUGGGAUCCUCCCAGACCGGGGCACGAACCCGUAUCCCCUGCAUCGGCAGGCGGACUCUCAACCACUUGCGCCACCAGGGAGGCCCUGGAAGUAACUAUUUUUGAAAUGUAUCUUAUAAAGCUGGAUACAAGUUGGCUUCAUGGGAGGGGAGGGAUCAUUUCCUACUCUAAGUCAUAAAGCUAUCCUUUACUGCCUUGUAAAAGUUUUAUAGUUUUGCUUUUCACAUUUGUCUUUGGUCUUCCCUGAACUGAUUUUUGCAAAAAUAUGAGAUAGUAAUUCAAUAUAAUAUUUUUUCCAUAUGGUAAGUGGUUGUCCCAACCACUUGGUUGUCCCAACUUUUCUGAAAAGUUCAUCCUUUCCCCACUGAUCCGUAAUAGUGGCUCUUUUCAUAAAUCAAGUUUCUUUUGUGGAGUGGGGAGCUGGGAGAGGUCUGUUGAUGGUUUCGAUUCUGACUCACUGGUCAAUUUGUCUAACCUUGUGGCAAUACUAUACAAUCUUGAGUACUACAACUUUAGAAAAAGGUCUUGAUAUCUCGGGACAAAUACCACCUCCACCUUUAACAUCACCACCAAACUUUUCUUCGUUGGAGUAUCUUGGCUAUAUUCUUAGCCAACUGCUUUUCCAUACAACUUCUAGAAUUAGAUCGACAAGUUCCAAGUCAAACUAACAAAAGGUGGAAUUUUUAUUGGAUUUGUAUUGAAUUUAUAGAUUAAUUAUAAUAUUGAGUCUUCCAAUCCAUGAAUAUGGUAUAAUUCU
Molecule: messenger RNA, 2442 nt
Organism: Mesoplodon densirostris (Blainville's beaked whale)
Lineage: Eukaryota; Metazoa; Chordata; Mammalia; Artiodactyla; Ziphiidae
Gene: HMGN4
Product: high mobility group nucleosomal binding domain 4
Exons: 2
Coding region: 319-591 (90 amino acids)
Biological process (GO): chromatin organization
Cellular component (GO): nucleus; chromatin
Molecular function (GO): nucleosomal DNA binding
Source: RefSeq, a predicted model, not a curated record